GACCCGUUGGCACCAGGCUAACAGCUCCACAACAUCGGCGGCUCUGGACGCCGCUGGCGGUCCGCCCUAGGCAGCCAGGCCCCACCAAGCCCGGCCCUCUCAGCCCCACCAGCAUGGAGGAUGUUCAACUUGGCGAGGACCUCGAGGAUAAAGACACAGAGUUCACCUGGGAGGUGAAGGCCAAUGACAGAGCCUACCACAAGCAGUUCAAGAAGAAGGGCUUCCUGUGCUGGAGGCGGAAGAAGUACAAGAGCAACGCCAUCCACACUGCCAAAUACAACUUCUUCUCCUUCCUGCCUCUGAACCUGUACGAGCAGUUCCAUCGAGUGUCCAAUCUCUAUUUCCUUUUCAUCAUCAUCCUGCAGAGCAUCCCCGAGAUCUCCACAUUGCCCUGGUUCACGCUGUUUGCACCUCUGGUCUGCCUGCUUAUGAUCCGGGCUGCCCGUGACCUGGUGGAUGACAUUGGUCGACACAGGAGCGACAAGAUCAUCAACAACAGGCCUUGCCAGAUCCUGAGGGGGAAGAGUUUCCUGCGGAAGAAAUGGAAGAAUCUCUGUGUGGGGGACGUGGUGUGUCUCAGCAAAGACAGCAUUGUCCCGGCUGACCUGCUCCUGCUGGCUAGCACAGAGCCCAGUAGUCUGUGCUACGUGGAGACCGCAGACAUCGACGGGGAGACCAACUUGAAGUUCAGGCAGGCCCUGACAGUCACACACCAUGAGCUUACCAGCCCAAAGAAGAUGGCUUCCUUCCAGGGUAUAGUGACUUGCGAGGAGCCCAACAGCCGGAUGCAUCACUUUGUGGGGAGCCUGGAGUGGAACAGCAGGAAGUACCCAUUGGACAUCGGGAACCUCCUCCUGCGUGGCUGCAAGAUCCGCAACACAGACGCCUGCUAUGGUCUGGUCAUCUAUGCUGGUUUAGACACAAAGAUUAUGAAGAAUUGUGGGAAGAUUCAUCUGAAGCGGACAAAGCUAGACCUGAUGAUGAACAGGCUGGUGAUCCUGAUCUUCAUGUCCCUGGUGAUCGCGUCCAUGUUGCUAACACUGGGCUUCAUCUUCAUGGUGAAAGAAUUCAAAGCCAAACAUUACUACAUGUCACCCAUACACGGGCGCUCGGUCGCAAUGGAGUCCUUCUUCAUCUUCUGGGGCUUCCUCAUCUUGCUCAGCGUCAUGGUGCCCAUGGCCAUGUUCAUCAUCGCGGAAUUCAUCUACCUCGGCAACAGCAUUUUCAUCAACUGGGACCUCAGCAUGUACUAUGAGCCAACAGACAUGCCAGCCAAGGCCCGCAGCACCAGCCUCAAUGACCACCUGGGCCAGGUGCAGUACAUCUUCUCAGACAAGACCGGGACGCUGACACAGAACAUCAUGACCUUCAAGAAGUGCUGUAUUAACGGCUGCAUCUAUGAUUCAGAUGAUGAACAUGGGACGCUCCGAAAGCGGAACCCAUACGCCUGGAACCCACAUGCUGACGGCAAACUCCAAUUCUACAAUAAGGAACUCGAGUCCCUGGUGCGUGGCCGGCAGGACCGACCAGUACAGGAGUUCUGGCGUCUGCUGGCCAUCUGCCACACUGUGAUGGUACAGGAGAAAGACAACCAGCUACUGUACCAGGCUGCCUCCCCUGAUGAGGAGGCUCUGGUCACCGCUGCCCGGAACUUUGGGUACGUGUUUCUGUCUCGGACCCAGGACACCAUCACCCUGGUGGAGCUGGGGGAGGAGCGGGUCUACCAGGUUCUGGCCAUGAUGGAUUUCAACAGCGUUCGCAAACGGAUGUCAGUGUUGGUGAGAAACCCCGAGGGCUCCAUCUGCCUCUACACCAAGGGUGCUGACACCGUCAUCUUGGAGCGUCUUCACAGGAAGGGUAUCAUGGAGGCCACCACGGAGGAAGUCUUGGCUGCCUUUGCAGAGCAGACCCUGCGCACCCUGUGCCUGGCCUACAAAGAUGUGGCCGAGGAUGCCUACAAAGAAUGGGAGCCAGAGCAUCAGGAAGCCUCCCUCCUGCUGCAGAACCGCGCACAGGCCCUGCACCAAGUGUACAAUAAGAUGGAACAGAACCUGCAGCUGCUGGGAGCCACGGCCAUUGAAGACAAACUACAAGAUGGCGUCCCUGAGACCAUCAAAUGCCUCAAGAAGGGGAACAUUAAAAUGUGGGUGCUGACCGGGGACAAGCCAGAGACAGCAGUGAACAUCGGCUUUGCAUGCAAGCUGCUGUCGGAGAACAUGCGAAUUCUGGAAGAUAAGGACAUCAAUCACUUACUGGAGAACUAUUGGGACGAAAACGGACACCAGAGGGCGUUCAAGAUGAUGGCCCACCACAACACGGCCUUGGUUAUCAACGGAGAAUUUUUGGAUCAGCUGCUCCUGUCCUUGCGCAAGGAGCCCCGAGCCCUGGUCCAGAAUGCAGUGGUGGAUGAGGCCCCCCAGGAGCCCGCAGUGUCCGUGUUAGACUUCCUCCAGCCACGGAGGAUCUCCCAGAUGUGGAGGAACCUGGGGCCUUUCCAGUCAGUCGCCUCCAAGAGCUGCGAGAGUCCGGAGGCGCGGCGGGAGAGGGCCUUUGUAGACCUGGCCUCCAAAUGCCAGGCUGUCAUCUGCUGCAGGGUGACACCCAAACAGAAGGCCCUUGUGGUUGCAUUGGUGAAGAAAUACCAGCAGGUGGUGACGCUGGCCAUCGGAGAUGGAGCCAAUGACGUGAACAUGAUCAAGACUGCGGACAUUGGCAUAGGGCUGGCUGGCCAGGAGGGCAUGCAAGCAGUUCAGAACAGCGACUACGUGCUGGCCCAGUUCUGCUACCUGCAGCGGCUGCUCCUUGUGCAUGGGCGCUGGUCGUACAUGCGAGUCUGCAAGUUCCUGCGUUACUUCUUCUACAAGACAGUGGCCAGCAUGAUGACUCAAAUAUGGUUCUCCAUGUUCAACGGCUUCUCUGCGCAGCCCCUGUAUGAAGGCUGGUUCCUGGCUCUCUUUAACCUGCUGUACUCCACGCUCCCAGUCCUGUAUAUUGGUCUGUUUGAGCAGGAUGUGACCGCAGAGAAGAGCCUAAAGAUGCCCGAGCUGUACAUGGCCGGCCAGAGAGACGAAUUGUUCAACUACAGCAUCUUCAUGCAGGCCAUCGCCCAUGGCACCGUCACAUCCCUCAUCAACUUCUUUGUAACGACUCUGGUCAGCUACGACAUGUCCAACACUGGCGUCUCCAAAGACUACCAGUCCUUUGGGGUAUUGGUGGCGAUAUCUGGCCUACUGUCGGUCACCCUGGAGGUUAUGCUUGUCGUAAAGUACUGGACGCUCCUGUUCGUGGGCUCCAUCGUGCUCAGCCUCAGCUCUUAUGUAAUCAUGACAAGCCUCACUCAGAGCCUAUGGAUGUACAAGACCUCGCCAAAGACCUUCCCGUUUCUGUUUGCUGACUACAAUACCCUGCGUGAGCCCUCCAGCCUGCUGUUGAUCGCACUCAACGUGGCCCUGAACACGCUGCCCCUGCUGGCUCUGCGCAUGAUCCAUAGAACUGUCUUGAAACAGCGCCCCAAGGAGGAAGAGGAGUUCCGGAGUGAAGAAGCAGUGGAGGAGCCGGCCAUGCGGCAUCUUCGCCGUGGGAUCCCUGCCCGCCGCUCCAGCUAUGCCUUCUCCCACCGUGAGGGCUACGCAAACCUCAUUACCCAGGGCACCAUCCUGCGCAGGCCAACGCACACGGAUGACGGUUAUGGGGACACAGCCUACGAGUCCCCGAACCCAUCUGAAGAAGAUGUACCCUCGCAAAACAAAGAUUCAGCUUUUAAUCCGCGGAAAAUCUCCAUCCUGGCCAAGAAGAGACGUCAGCACUUCGGAAAGGGGUCCCAGGAAGAGGUCCCCCCCAACAUUAGCUCCCAGACCGGGGAGAAACAGGCCGCUGUUUACACAGACAACCAGUCCUCUGUGCCUAAGAAGCUACCCACCACCACAAGCGCCACGUCGGGGCAGAUCCCGUUGUCCUCAUCUGAGGAUCAGGUCUUCUACAGUGCGCCUUCACAAUACACUCUGGCAAGCCAGCCAGAGCGUUUGGAUGUCCGGGCUUCAUCCUGGAAGGCACCUCUCUGGAGGGAUUCAGCCUCUUCUAGGCGGAGCCAGCUGGAAGUCCCCACAGAGCACCACAGCCACACCUCCAGUUAACCAGAAGCCUGUCCUGGGAGAUCCCGGGCAUCCAGAACAACGCAACAGUCACCUGGGAGUGGGCAGACCCUAGCGUGGAGCAAGCACCCUCCCCCAUGGAGUGCAUGUCAGUGCCUUUUCAAGUCAGACCUCCACGCAGCUCAAGUGUUUUAUGCCCUAAAGCAACAGACAUAGCCAGUCAGCAAACAGCACCCAGAGACAAGGGAGGGGCACAUCCUUGCCUUUUUCUAAUAAAUCAGGGUCCCCCUAGCCCCAGGGCUCUUUGGGCUC
This is a messenger RNA of Arvicanthis niloticus (Nile rat), 4403 nucleotides long. The record is from RefSeq and is a predicted model, not a curated record. NCBI's taxonomy places the organism in Eukaryota, Metazoa, Chordata, Mammalia, Rodentia, Muridae.